This is a messenger RNA of Paramecium octaurelia, 598 nucleotides long. The record is from the annotation of a GenBank genome assembly. NCBI's taxonomy places the organism in Eukaryota, Ciliophora, Oligohymenophorea, Peniculida, Parameciidae.
AUGAGCAAUUUCAUACCUGAGACGAAGACUUUCGGCAAAUUUGACCCGCUCUUUACCAAUAAGUACGAUAAGGUGGGCCCAGAAUUCGGAGAAAUUCAAUAAUGUAUGAGUGCUCAUAGAUAUUUAUAGUGAAGAGUGAUUUCUUGGCUGCCAAUGUUGGAAAGCUUGAAGUACAACCAGAGAUUCCUCAAAAUAUUGAGGGAUUGGUAUUGAGGACGGCCAGGACAUGUAAGAGUGUUGAUUGAUAUGCAAAGAGAGAACUCCAGCAACAAUGGCUUGGUUUAGAAGGACUACCUCAUUUGAGAGAAAUGGAAUAUUCAAUAUUCACACUCCAGUCAUGAAUACUAGAAUAUUGCCAUGGGUUUUCUUCAUUUUCAUUGCUUAUGGUUGGUAAGGAUACUAGAUUUCCUCUUGGAAUUCUGUAGUCAAGAAGGAUUCAAAUGAGCCGUAAGAAAUGUGAAUUAUCGAAUAGUCGUAACACUCCAUAUGAUAAAUUAUCGUUGAGAGAAUUACCACCUGCUAAGAAUUGGGCUAGACCAGGAUGAGUAGAUUGCACGAAUAAUAUAUAUAUAAAAUAAAUCAAAACAUUAAUUUCCCG